Messenger RNA from Punctularia strigosozonata HHB-11173 SS5, 1027 nucleotides. RefSeq lists its product as uncharacterized. NCBI's taxonomy places the organism in Eukaryota, Fungi, Basidiomycota, Agaricomycetes, Corticiales, Punctulariaceae. Gene Ontology annotation, biological process: silent mating-type cassette heterochromatin formation. The transcript has 3 exons. The record is from RefSeq and is a predicted model, not a curated record. The coding region runs from base 50 to 781 and encodes 243 amino acids. Gene Ontology annotation, cellular component: rDNA heterochromatin; SHREC complex.
CCCGGUUAUUCUCGCUUGCUAGACGUUGUCUCAAACAAAUACACCAAAGAUGCCCUCCACCCUCCCCGCCUCGAAUCCUUACACUGUUCAUAUGGCCGAUAGUGGCAACAGUGGCAUCAUCAUCAACAGAACGGAUGCUUCUGCCGAUCGGUGGCCCAAGCAGGUUAAAGAACCUGCUCCCUCAGGUCUCCCAAGUACUGCAUCUACCAAUCACUUCGAAGUUGCGGUUGGGACCCCUCAAGAGAGCCAUUGGAAGAGAGCGAUCGGCAAGUUCUUGGCAAAGCAAGUGCUGAUACCCGCUGGGUACGCGGUGAAGGCAGACAGAUGUGUGCUGAUCAGCUUCCCGGAGGGGUAUAAGCUAUUCACGCACAAGAAGGGGGAUAAUUAUGACUGGCGCACGGACUGUUACCUAUGUGGCUCUCUCACUGUGAACCGAUUUCGAUCUCCGGCCGAGUUCUUCUUCCAUGCAAAAUGGCUUGCGGAAGGCAAGCCCACGACAUCCAGUGGCCGAACUACCUGCCAGUGCACAUAUUGCGAUAAUACGCGCACGCAGGGCGAGAUAUCUGCUACAUAUUCCAAUUAUAAAAAGGCACAGAAGCGGGUAUCGAGCACGGAGGGCACGGACGAUGAACAGGAGAAUCCAGCAUCUAAGAGGAAGCGAGGCACUACAGCUGAGACGAAGAAGAAGCACAAGGCGGCGCCCGCGAAGCCAAUAAUGGCGAAGGACUAUCGUGACAUGAACCGACCUGACUCGCCGCCGCCUGCUGCACCUCCAGUGUAGUGAGAAGAGCCGAGUGCAAUGACUCAUUGGCCCGCUUGUCCUCUCCGCACUUCAGGAGGUCAUACCAUAAUCAUAACAUCACAUCACCUUCCAUGUCCAAACUCCUAGGUUUUCAAGCACGGAUAAUACUUAUCGUCAUAUACGCCCCAUCACGCCGUCCUCCCUCUAUCGCACACCUCCAACAUGUUUUCGAUUCUUCGGUACUAUAGCUUCAGUUACUGUAGACCUUAAGUACUUGAAUAAUCU